Messenger RNA from Penicillium nucicola, 1146 nucleotides. RefSeq lists its product as uncharacterized. The coding region runs from base 1 to 1146 and encodes 381 amino acids. The transcript is spliced from 4 exons. NCBI's taxonomy places the organism in Eukaryota, Fungi, Ascomycota, Eurotiomycetes, Eurotiales, Aspergillaceae. The record is from RefSeq and is a predicted model, not a curated record.
AUGGGUUCUCCAAUGCCCCAAAGGACCUACAGGAUAUUUUCGAUCAUUAUUGCGCUUUUCAUUUCUUACAUACUAUUUUCACUCCUGAUUGGAAACACCCCAGAAACUCUAUGGCCGCAGAACCUAUCCCGGUUUUCGCAAAGUGGCAUUCGCGAUGGAGCGCUCGACCGCAUCUCCAAUGGCACCCUCGGGUUCGAGCACGUAUAUGCUAUUGGCUUGAAAGAGCGUACAGACAAGCGCGAUUUCCUCACGGUAUCAGCCGCGGUUUCUGGCUUUCAAGUGGAAUGGCUCGAUGGUGUUCGACCACAAGAACUACAACAGAAGGCACUACCUGAGGGUUACAACCUUUCAGUGACGGACCCCAAUGCGAUCGGAUGUUGGCGAGCUCACAUGAAUGCAUUGAGCAAUGUUCUAACAAACUCAUAUUCAACCGCCUUGAUACUUGAAGACGAUGCCGACUGGGACGUGAACAUCAAAUCCCAACUCCAAGAAUUUGCUCACGGCCUACACUCUCUGAAAGGAAGCAAACCAACUGAGCAGACUCCUUAUGGAACCGACUGGGAUCUACUUUGGAUUGGAGGAUGCGCGUCAGGGCCAGAUACGAAUGAAACCCGAUACUACGCCAUACCCGAGGACCCAACAGUCCCGAGUGUCAAAAAUCGCGGUACAUGGUCCGGACCCCUUGACAGCUGGAAGGAAGUCUUUCCUGAAGACUCAACGCGGUUUGUCUACCGCGCCAGGGAAGGCUGUUGCACCUAUGGUUAUGCCGUCUCAAACCGAGGGGCGAAGAAAAUCCUCACUGCUCUCGCCAUUGACCACAUAGAGGCGCCGGUCGACAAUGCCAUGUCUGAAUUGUGUGGUGGUACUGGUGAUCGUCAGCGGAUUGAAUGCUUCGCGCCAUUCCCUAACCUAAUCGGCACAUAUAGACCAGCGGGUCCGGCAUACAAAGAUUCAGAUAUCCAGAGCGGCGACCAGACAAUUCACGAAGAAGUUGCCCAUAACAUGGUAUACAGCACGAGGCGCAAUAUACACAGACUGAUAUCUGACGAGGAAAUCAUUAUCUCGCAAUGGGGCAAGGAGUCUUGGUCACCAGCAGAAAUCCGUCCCAAGGAGUUUGUCUACCCACAAGGCUACCUUGUUAACUAG